Anguilla anguilla (European eel) is the source of this 2059-nucleotide messenger RNA. RefSeq names its product DnaJ (Hsp40) homolog, subfamily C, member 19 (gene dnajc19). Gene Ontology annotation, cellular component: PAM complex, Tim23 associated import motor. Bases 154 to 504 code for a protein of 116 amino acids. Gene Ontology annotation, biological process: protein import into mitochondrial matrix. The transcript has 6 exons. Gene Ontology annotation, molecular function: ATPase activator activity. NCBI's taxonomy places the organism in Eukaryota, Metazoa, Chordata, Actinopteri, Anguilliformes, Anguillidae. The record is from RefSeq and is a predicted model, not a curated record.
AAGAGUUCCUUUCCGGCAUUCAAAAUACUCGUGACCUUACAAUAUUGUACUUUGAAAACAUGGGAACUUAGAUGGUGUUUUGAUCAUUGUAAGGUGUGGGUGACAUAAAGUUAUGCUUGCACAUAUUGUGAAGAAAAUAACCGCACACAAAAUAUGGCCAGUACAUUGGUUGCCGUUGGACUGACAAUAGCUGCUGCAGGAUUUGCAGGUCGCUAUGCUGUACAGGCAAUGAAAGUCAUGGAACCACAAGUGAAGCAGGCCCUGCAGAAUCUUCCCAAAUCUGCAUUUGGUGCUGGGUACUACAGAGGUGGAUUUGACCCAAAAAUGACCAAAAGAGAAGCUUCGUUAAUUUUAGGAGUCAGCCCCACUGCUAACAAAGCCAAAAUAAGAGAAGCGCAUAGGAAAAUAAUGGUAUUGAAUCACCCGGACAGAGGAGGAUCGCCGUACCUUGCCGCGAAAAUAAACGAAGCGAAAGAUCUGUUGGAUGGGCAAGCUAAGAAAUAGAUCUCAUUCAUUGCACUUCAAAUUGUCCAGCGAAGCCUCUUCAAUGAUCUGUCAUCCUUAUAAUAACAAAAAUAAAUUGGUGUUUGUAAAUACUUAAUCUCUUUGGUUGUUAUGUGUUGUCUUCCUUGUUCAGCCUGUUAAUUAGUUUCUUCAUGCUGCUUUUUUUGAGUGGGGUGUGCUUGAGGAUAGAGGAAAUUUGGGUACAGAAUCUUUUGCAGCUGUUCAUUAAUAAUGAGCAUGAGUGGCACAUAUUGCUGCUAGUUAUGCAUAUGCAGUAAAGACAUGUACUUACAAGAUAAAUUUGAAAGAAUUUUGUGGUACUGUGCUGUGGUUGGUUUUUUAAAUCUACAUUGGGUAUAAUCUAUAGCCCAUGUGUACAGAAAUGUACUAAAUUGCUGGAUAGUAUGAAAUACUGUCAAUAUUUGUGUAAAAGACAUCCCUGGAAACACUAAACAAAAUACAAAUAUUUGUUUCCUUGAGAAGCAUUCACAAAUCAAAUUGUGGUUUAGCUUGAGUGAACCACAGAGCAAUGGACAGGCAUGGCAUUUCUGAAUGAGAAUAACCCAAAUUUCUGCAGCAAUGCAGGCUGUGAAGCUUCACUUCUCAGUUUUACUUCUGAGAAGGUCACUCCCCUGUUAGGGUAAACACAGCAGUAUGACUUUGUAGAAAAUUAAACUCAGUGGUUUUAACAGACUAAAGUUAAAAAAGAUUAUUCUGAUCUCAUGAAUAGCAUUUUAGUCCUUUUUAGGCCUGAAUUGUAGAGGCUCCUGGUGUGUCUUGUAUAGCAUCCAAAGGAACGGUUAAAAACAAAAUCUCUUGCCAUCCAGUCUCCUCUGUGUUUAUUUUCCUCUAGUCUUUAGGCCAUUCAUAGGUUUAAUUGAAAAUUAGCUGCCGAGCCAUUUUGAGAGUCAUUUGUCUGGCUGCAUUUUAUAGUACUGACACUUCAGACCUGGCUACAAUGAGAUGAUAGGUUCUGAAUGGCCUGAUCCAUAGAGAGAAAUCCUGCUGCAGUGGUGAGGUUUUUUUAAGCUUUGUUGAUAAUUGUAGCCUCUUUUUCUGUCCAACUUUGGGUGUGGUAAAAUGGCCUGUUUGCUUUGUGCAGUGGAGUUGGCGAAACUGCCCUAGCUAUUAUCAGAGAUGCUUUUGAUAUUGUCAAAAGCAGGGAAUAGAUUUUUUUUUCUUCCUUGACAGAAAAAAGUAAUUUUCUGUGUGUCCAUUAGUUUUUCAUUAAAGUAAGAUUAAACUGCCCAGCCAAUCACAUUCCCAUUCAGAUGAUUAAAGGGUGGCAUUUUACAGGGGCCAAAACUAAUUGCUACAGCAGUCAAAAUGACAGAGAGCAAAGACCGGCAUGUUUUUACAUUAGAUAAUAUGACUCGUAAUUAGAUUCAAGCUAAUUCUGCUGGUUCUGUUCCAUUAAUGAGACGGGACUCUCCUCUUUGUGGGUACAGCAUACAGCUCCAAAGGGUGUCAUUUUGUCAUGCUGAGAGUAUUUUUAAUGAAAUUACCAAGUAACAUGCCAGGACUCACUGAUCCAUCUCACACACUGAAGUAUUAA